GGGCCGGCACGUUGGCGGGAAAGUUGCGGCGGCGCUGCCGACCCUCACGCCGCGGUUAGUGAGGGGCCGCCGGCGGCGACGGGUCCCAGGCGGGUCGCUGUGGCCGGCAUGGACGCGGCGGAGGUGGAGUUUCUGGCCGAGAAGGAGCUGGUCACCGUAAUCCCCAACUUCAGCCUAGACAAGAUCUACCUCAUCGGGGGGGACCUGGGGCCUUUCCAGCCGGGCUUACCGGUGCGAGUGCCGCUGUGGCUGGCCAUCAACCUGAAGCAGAGGCAGAAGUGUCGGCUGCUGCCGCCCGAGUGGAUGGACGUGGAGAAGUUGGAGAAGAUCAGGGAUCAUGAACGACAGGAAGAAACCUUCACCCCCAUGCCCAGCCCUUACUACAUGGAACUUACCAAACUCCUGCUGAAUCACGCUUCGGACAAUAUCCCCAAAGCAGAUGAAAUCCGGACCCUGGUGAAGGACGUGUGGGACACUCGCAUGGCCAAGUUGCGGGUGUCCGCCGACAGCUUCGUGAGGCAGCAGGAGGCACAUGCCAAGCUGGACAACCUGACCUUGAUGGAGAUCAACACGAGCGGGGCUUUCCUCACACGAGCGCUCGAUCACAUGUACAAACUCCGCACAAACCUGCAGCCUGCUCAGGGCGCGCCGUCCCAGGACUUCUAGAGAAGGGCCCAGCCCGUGGCGAAGGCUGGCCGCUUGCGCCUGUGCGCCUGCCGGACGGAGGCUUCCAGGCGCCGUGUGAGCGCGAGACCCGACAGAGGUACUGUGAGCUUCGGAGUUCUAGAACCCUUUCUGAAUGUACGAAAGCUAUCAUGAAACAAGGAGUGGUUCAUAACGUUGCUGGAAAGCAACAGGUUUGUGCUUGGUCCUUGAGAGUCUCGUCCCAGCUCUGUCUGUGGGAGCCGUGUUCGUUUAUGGGGAAGGAACGCAGCUUUGGCAAAACGAGUUACUUUCCCGGCAGGGCCUGCGGUCUCCUGUGAGGUGUCAUCCUGUGGGGGAAGUCAGUGACCUCGAGGGGUGUUUUCUGAGAGACAGAGACAGUGGGAGUGGCGAGGCGGCUCGGGGCUUUUUCCGCUUUUCUGAUCCUGAUCUCUUGGGCUAAAUUUGGACUCUCCCAGGGUUCGUUCACGCACAGAAGGACGGCAGAUGAGUGGCAGGACGUUGACCGGGUUUGCCAUCAGACCCCCCCCAAAGACGGACCCCCCAGACCUUGCGUGGGGUUUUCUCCCCUGCACUACCGCCGAGGGAAGGGAGCGAGUCCCGUGGCUGGAACGGUCUGACUGGCCACAUGGGGAUGUGUGGCAGGAAGGGGUGCCCUUUAGACUGACACUGGGGGCACCUCUCGUCUCUGGGCUGCUGUGGGUCAGGGUGUAGUGGUUUCUGUCAGGAGGAAAGGCGGGAACCCCCGGCCGCUUCACGCACAGCCGCCAGCACGGGCAGCACCGUAACUGGCCAGACGGGGAAGUUCCUGACCAACUGGCCUCCUUCAGUGGAAACAGAUGGUCACCGAUGUUCCUCACCCCGGGAAGGCGACGCUGCCUUCUCUGAGAGAGAAAUGCCGGGGAAACUAGCCGCAACGGACAUGACCACACCAGCUGUCACCUUUGUAUUUGGAUUCAGAACCCAUUUGCUGGUGGCAGGACGACUAGCAGGACUCAGGGCUCCUUGGGUUAUGCAAAGGGAAAACAGACCCAAACACUGACAUGUGAACAGCCUCUGAGGAGAAAGACCCUAGGAGAGCAGCAAAAGGAACCCCAGAGAAUGAAGGCGUCACGGGGACUUCAGAAGCCAAGGCUGGUGCUGGCGAACAGCUCGGGACGGGAGACGGGGGCGAAGAUUCUGCAGGGACCCGACCGGUGCGACUGUAGAGCUCUCCCGUUCGUAACACCUAGAAAGGCCGGAGACCAGCAGACUGCACGGUCCGGGCUGUGUGAGGCUGGAGUCCGGCUGCUGGGAGGGGACAUCGGGCCCGUAGCGUGGCUCUUGAGGGACGGACGGGGGAGACCUGGCUGGAGGCAGCAGCGUCUCAACGGAGGGUCCGUUCCCAGGAGAAGCACUUCUCAGUCGUAGUGGUUGGAAUUGCCCUGGAAGUGACCUGACCUUGACAGCAGGAACGAUUGUCUAGAGUCCUAGAGGGACGGAAGCGCUGGCGGCCCACGGGUCUGACAGUGGCACCGCCGAGCACGUUCUCUCUCCGCAGUGAGCGCGCGGUCACCUGAGCCUCGGGGCAGCUUCUGGCUUUGCCCUUCGGUGUUCAAAGCCCAACCCCCCCGCCGCGCUCCGCAGGCGCAUUUUCUCGGUCCCAGAUGGCCAGGCCGCCGUCCCUCCGGAAACGGCUGGGGUCGUUAUUUGAACACCGAAGGGCCAGACACGAGCACCUGGUCCCUGUCACAUAAGGGGAUGGUUCUAGAGGGUCGCUUUUGGAUAGUGGGACUUGCCUUUCCACCUGGGGACUCUGCCAGAAUGAAACCACAUGGCACGGAGGAGGGUCCGGGGACCCUCGAGCUCCCCCACCUCAAACCCUUGUGCUCCUGAAACCCGGUGAAGCCGCUGGCCAGCGGACCUCGUGUCUGAUGGGUGAGGCUCCGCGGCGGAGCUCUUCUCCCCUGCCCGCCACUGUGGCCCUGUCAGAACAAAGAUUUUCCUCUUAACGUGAUUUAGGAAGAUUUUAUUUUUUUGGAUGUUGUCAGAAAUUACAGGAAUAUAUUCAUAAAUAUCUAAUUACUACAUUCAACAAAUAAUAUUACAAUACAGUUAAUUCAAACAAGUACACUUAGAACAGGUUUAAUUUCACAGCAUCUAAACCGCCCCCAGGGUGACCGAGGCUUUCCUCUUCCCUCCCGUGUGCUGGUUCUGCUGCUGUCCCUCAAGCACAGGGCACACACCAAGUGACAACCAGUUAGCGCGGUCUUCCUCAGGUCAAGGCGGAGAUCAGAGUCUCGCUCAAGCGCUGGGUCAGACAGCUGGGACAGACAGACCACGGCGGGUGGGGAGGAAGCCAGAUCUGGUUUCCUCGGGGAGCGCGGGGAUGGCUGCUAAGCGGCUAACGCGCACCUAAGGGGACAGGAUGGGCUUGUGCUGACCCUCCAUCUUGUGGGAGAUCCUUGGAAUUUCCUACUUAAAACCGCUUGGAGGGUCUGGGGUGGACGUCGGGUUUUUGAGAUUUGGCAGUGCCACGGAGCUACUUGAGGCGAACACCGGCCCUCACACGAACUUGAGGUCUGUGUCGUAGUUCUCGGCCGCUGCCCGUGUGCGCGCCGUUUCCUAUUCCUGGAACUUCCUCACGGACGGUCGCUGUUGGACUCUCAACGCCAAGUAGGUGCUGAGCCUGUGCUUUCUGCAGGCGAGAACGGGCAGGUCCCUUCUCGCCACUUGUCUGGGACAGUGGACCGGGACCCUGUUUUAGGUCCAUUUGGCUCUAAUUAUGCGAAACAGAACAUUUCCAAGGGAGGUUCUGUAGCGCCGAGUGUGGCGGGCUCUGGUCUGCUUCUAGUGACCUGACUGCGCGUGGAGCCCCACACCGGGGCUUCGUGGGGUGCCCUUCGGGACAGACAGCAGGGGUGGCGGGCGGGCGGGGCCGCGAGGCAGGAGCUCACAGAGCAUGGACGGGCAGCACGGCCGCUCUGGAGCGAGUGUGCUGUGCCGCUCCGCCUCGUCUCCUAAGCCCCGUGUGAAUGGGCCUCACAGAAAGCUCCAGAGAGUGUGCGUGUCAGAUUGCACACCCGAACCACAGAGGCUCGGGUGCUGCUGUGUGGUCCGCAUCGUCGGAGAACGACCACGCGGACACCGUGGCUGGGCGCCAGGUCUUAGUGGGACACUCUUGUUUUCUAAAGAUGCUUCCUUGCCUUUCUCUGCAUUUCUUCACGCUACCUGACGGGUUAUAUUCUGAUUGUCUUGUUACAGAUCAAGAGCGGGAGGCAGAGGGACAGAAGCAGGAGGGCAGGGGCAAGGUGGCGGUUUCCGUCGGAAGGGACAGGGGCACAGACCUCCCAGGUGCUGCCUCCCUUUACCCCAGGACCUCGCCCAGUGCGGAGAACCUCCGCGUCCCCUGGCUGGUGGAGGGCUGGGCUGUGCUCCCUGUUCGCUCUGGCCAUUGCCACUCUGAUGAGCAGGGCUUCCAGGCCUUUCCUGGGCCGGUCGGGGACAGAGUGAGGCGCUGAGAUCGGACUCUCCAGUGGCGGACUGGCAGUAGCGAGCCGCCUCGAGACUCAGUAAUUGCUUCCCCUGCCUGUUGGCUGCAGCGCUCCCUGUGCACGCCUGUCCCCACCUGUGCAACUGCUGCUCUCCCUGUCCUCGCCGGGGAGGAGGCCCCCAGAACAGAACAGGCCUUCGUUCUCUCCAAGUCAUUUUUGUGGCGAGGAAGGCACUUGUUGACUGCUGCUAAUACUGGCGGCACUUCUCGUCUGAGUUUGCUAAUAACUGGAAGAUUCUUGGCAGACGCACAAAGCAAACGGUGUGGGGACAGAUAGAGCAACACAGUGCCAUCUGCCAGCAAGCUGUUCUGCACAGCUGAGGUCUGGGGCUGGGGGCGCGGCCGCUGAUCGCGGCGCAGAGCCUUCCUGAAGGUCAGCCAGUCCGUCCCCUGACCCAGGGUGAAGGGGACAGCGGCCAUGAGGAUUCGUGCCUCCACCCCCAUCCCCCUGACAGACCAACUGCUGGCUGCGCUGGCCUCUGGCUUGGGCGGGAUUCCCUGCCGGAGCGACUAGACACUGCCUGAGUGAGCCGAAGCGGGGUCGGGGGGACAUGCUGCUCUGCACGGAGAUGGCAGUGCCACUUCCUAGCUGCUCCUGCGCUCCUGACAGUGAGCUCAGGAGGAGAAGUUCAGCUCAGAUGUGGUUUACCCUACUUUUAGGCUUUUACAAAGCUUUGCAUCUAGAUAAAGCUUCUAAAGUUUCUACUUUGCACCUGUUCUCAGACUGCUGUAGGACACCCUACAGGGAGCUGUAGGCUCCCUCCCUGACCGGGCCUUUCAACAGAGCCGCAUGUGCACGUGCACGCGCGUGGCCCUGCUCGCCCCCGCCUGGGGCUGAGCCCCUCUUCAGCAGCACCGGGCGCUUCUGGCUGCCCGGAGCCGGGGGUGGGGACAGAAGCACCUCACCUUCCCGUGUGACUCAAAAUGAAGUGAGCGGUAGGCGCCAGUGGUAAGCUCUUUUACUUUUCUUCUUCUUUAAUUUUUAAAAACACUUCAAUAUUUUAAUGUCCUGACCAGCAGCAGUACAAACACUAAAAGCAAGUUUUUUUUGCCCAGAAAAACGAAAGCAAAAAAACAAAACCCCCAAACAGGAAAACAAA
This is a messenger RNA of Lutra lutra (Eurasian river otter), 5295 nucleotides long. RefSeq names its product GINS complex subunit 2 (gene GINS2). Gene Ontology annotation, cellular component: GINS complex; nucleus. The record is from RefSeq and is a predicted model, not a curated record. Bases 109 to 666 code for a protein of 185 amino acids. Gene Ontology annotation, biological process: DNA replication; double-strand break repair via break-induced replication. Lineage: Eukaryota; Metazoa; Chordata; Mammalia; Carnivora; Mustelidae. The transcript is spliced from 5 exons.